AUGCCUCCACGGAUACGUAUACGGCCACGGGCCCUCUGCGCCUGCACCUCACGCCCCAACCACAUCAUCUCUCUUCCCGCAAUCGCAACCUACGCCUCGGUUGCCGCAGCCUCAGCAACUACCCCCGCCCCGCCAAUCCAGCAGACAUACAAAGCCACAGCGCCAGUGCUACGGUACCCGCCCACUCAGCCACCCUCUCAUAAGCCCCCAGAGGUCCGCAAGACACAAUUGCACCGACAAUACCAAUCGCUACUCAAGUCAUCGCCCUUGAUCCUAAUUUUCCAACACAACAAUGUCAAGGCUGUGGAAUGGAUGAGCAUACGACGAGAGCUCGCUAUUGCGCUGAGGAAGCUCGAUGCGCAGCGAGCAGCCAAUGGCAAGGAAUCGCUAGCCGACGAAAUCAAGAUGCAAGUCGUGCAAACCAAUAUCUUCGCAAGCGCAUUGAGGGUAGUUGAGUUCUUCCACCCAGAAGAAGCCACUCUAGAUCACGCACAACAUCCCACCGACCCCCGCACAGCGACUAGCGCGCAGAUACCGCAGACCAGCAACCAAGCCGACGACGAGCGUUUCACACACGGCCUGUCAAGACGAGCCCACGAAAUAGCCAACAACCGCAAACUAAAGCUAGAACUGGAACCUCUCCUCGCUGGCCCCAUCGCCGUCGUAGCCUUCCCCGCCGUAUCACCCGAAUACCUCAAAGCGGUCCUCUCCAUCCUCUCCCCCUCCAAACCCGACUUCCCCGCCCCAAGCCGCAAGGCUAACCCCGACUACUACGAGCCCGCAGUGCAGGCCGGACUGCAGAAGCUGAUGCUACUGGGCGCACGGGUCGAGGGCAAGGUGUUUGACGUCGAGGGUGCCAAGUGGGUUGGCGGUAUCGGUGGCGGCCUCGACGGUCUCAGGGCACAGCUUGUCCACAUGCUGCAGGGUAUUGGGGGUAGUCUUACCAAUGCGCUCGAGGGCGCGAGCAAGAGUCUCUACUUUACUGUUGAGGCGAGACGGAUGGAUAUGGAAGAGAAGGAGAAGGGGCCCGAGGAGAAGAAGGAAUAG
Bipolaris zeicola 26-R-13 is the source of this 1047-nucleotide messenger RNA. RefSeq lists its product as uncharacterized. Bases 1 to 1047 code for a protein of 348 amino acids. The record is from RefSeq and is a predicted model, not a curated record. The transcript has a single exon. Gene Ontology annotation, molecular function: structural constituent of ribosome. NCBI's taxonomy places the organism in Eukaryota, Fungi, Ascomycota, Dothideomycetes, Pleosporales, Pleosporaceae. Gene Ontology annotation, cellular component: mitochondrial large ribosomal subunit. Gene Ontology annotation, biological process: translation.